Messenger RNA from Parasteatoda tepidariorum (common house spider), 1215 nucleotides. Its product is annotated as oocyte zinc finger protein XlCOF6. NCBI's taxonomy places the organism in Eukaryota, Metazoa, Arthropoda, Arachnida, Araneae, Theridiidae. The record is from RefSeq and is a predicted model, not a curated record.
AUGAGUGAUGAGGAAGUUUUUGAUGAUCCUCUACCCAUAAAAAAAGAUCCGUUUUUAUGUUACGUAUGCCAGUUAGAAUUUGAUGAUAAAUUUAGUCUUCAAAAUCAUUUAACUACUCAUGUAAUUGAGAACUCAAUAAGUCAAAAACAAUCGGAGAAUUCUCCCAAAACUGAUGCUCAUAAUUGUGAAAUGUGUAAUGAAUCAUUUUCUGAUAAAAACGAACUCUCUGAGCAUGUGUCAAUGCAUAUGAGACCGUAUAAAUGUGAAUCCUGCCCAAAAGCAUAUAAAACCAAACGUGACCUUAGAAAACACGCAAUAAUUCAUAUCCGUCCUCAUGUGUGUUUAGUUUGUUUUAAAACGUUCUCUUCAAAACGAUACUUGCAUAUUCAUUCAAUGACUCAUACAACAGAUAGGCCAUUUUCGUGUGAUUUGUGCAAAAAGACAUUUAAAUGCACAAUCGAUCUUAGGAAGCAUGCAAGUACUCAUACAAACCGAGGAACCCACGUUUGUGACAUCUGUGGUAAAGCAUACGCUUCAAAAAGAAAUUUGAAAAUACAUUACAUUGAUCAUACGCAAGAGAUGCCAUUUCAAUGUGAAAAAUGUAAGAAGAAAUUUAAAAGAAAAGAUGACCUUAAAAAGCACAGUGCAAGUCACGAAGAUGUAAAGCCUUUUGUUUGUAAUAUUUGCAAUAAGGGAUUUCAUGUCAAAGACUAUCUUAAUCGCCAUCACCUGACCCAUACAAGCGAAAAGCGUUUUGUGUGUGAAAUGUGUAACGAAGGGUUUACCAAACUUAGAUAUCUUAAAAAUCAUUACACAACUCACAUUAUUGAAAAACAUUUUGUGUGUGAAAUUUGCAAAAGAGGAUUUGCCACUGAGAAAUAUCUUCAGAAUCAUAGGCUUAUUCAUACGAAUGAGAGGCUUCAUAUAUGUGAAAUUUGCAAUCAAGGAUUUACGCUGCGAAAGUAUCUUAGGAAUCAUUAUCUGACUCACAGGGAUGGUAAUACACAGACUUGUGAGGAAUGUAAUAAAACUUUUCGCGAUGUGUACUCUCUAAAAAUGCAUUACAAUACUCAUACAAAUGAAAAGCCUUUUGACUGUAAUGUAUGUAAUAAAAAAUUUAAAAUGAAGAAAACUCUAAACAAGCAUAUGCAAGUUUUUCAUGCUGAAGAAGUAGAAAAAGAAAAGUUACUUCAAAUUAUCCCUGCUGUGAUCUAA